CAGUUUUAAAGCCCAGAAGUGGAAAUCUCAAUAAAAGCAGGGUCUUCUCCGAAAUCUGAAGGAGCGAAUUGGCUAGGGUUUUUGCGUGCGGCGUUCAUACACUCUCUUCUGCAACUUUCGCCGACAACUCCCUUCACCAUGGCUGAGCAGACCGAGAAGGCUUUUCUGAAGCAACCCAAAGUGUUUUUAUGCUCGAAGAAAACUGGUAAGGGGAAGAGGCCUGGAAAAGGUGGGAACCGCUUCUGGAAAUCGAUUGGUCUUGGAUUUAAGACUCCCAGGGAAGCCAUCGAAGGUACCUAUAUCGACAAGAAGUGUCCCUUCACCGGCAAUGUUUCCAUCCGUGGCCGUAUCCUGGCUGGAACAUGCCACAGUGCUAAAAUGAAUCGCACUAUCAUAGUUAGGAGGAAUUAUCUCCAUUUUAUUAAGAAGUACCAAAGAUAUGAGAAGAGGCACUCAAAUAUUCCGGCUCAUAUAUCACCUGCCUUCCGUGUGAAGGAAGGAGAUCACGUUAUUAUUGGUCAAUGCAGGCCACUCUCAAAGACGGUGAGGUUCAAUGUGUUGAAGGUGAUCCCAGCUGGAUCGUCUAGUGGUGCGAAGAAGGCAUUUACUGGAAUUUGAGCUUUGUUUUCCAGUUUUUGUUGAAGAAAAAUGUUAUUUUAUUAAUUAGUAAAUCUGAUUUCUGUAAGGUAACAAAUAUAAAGACCUGAUCAAUUUUGGAUUUGUGGAUUUUAUGUUCUGCCUUUGUUUAGGAUUUUGAUAUACGUUAUGGUUUUUGAAUACUAUUAGUCUUUGUUCUUGUGUGCU
This is a messenger RNA of Cajanus cajan (pigeon pea), 804 nucleotides long. RefSeq names its product small ribosomal subunit protein uS17. Gene Ontology annotation, biological process: translation. Gene Ontology annotation, molecular function: structural constituent of ribosome. Gene Ontology annotation, cellular component: ribosome; cytosolic small ribosomal subunit. The record is from RefSeq and is a predicted model, not a curated record. Lineage: Eukaryota; Viridiplantae; Streptophyta; Magnoliopsida; Fabales; Fabaceae.